Molecule: messenger RNA, 396 nt
Organism: Heterobilharzia americana
Lineage: Eukaryota; Metazoa; Platyhelminthes; Trematoda; Strigeidida; Schistosomatidae
Source: the annotation of a GenBank genome assembly
AUGUUCAGCUUAUGCAUUAGAUUAUUUCAAAUAUAUUUGACAAUAGGGAUUUUCAUCACUUUGAACAAACAGAAAUUAAUACAAGCUGUACCAAGUCAAAUCUACGCUAAAGAAGGUGUGAAAUUUUCAGAACCAUGUCCUGAAGAAAAUUACAGAUACCAUAAUGCCACUGGAUAUUUUAUGUGUGUCGUUGAAACAGCUAAAAUAUGUCUGGAGUUGUGUCAACAAUUAAAAUGUAAUGAUCGGUAUUUUAUGAGUGUAAUUCCAUCAAAAAGUGAUAAAAGCAAACGUAGUUAUCGUUGUCGUUGUUUUCCAGAAUAUAGUGUUUGCUUUUAUAAUCCAUUACCGAAAAGUUACAUGAUAAUGAAACAUAAUAAUAAUUAUAAUUAUAAUUGA